GGAGCGGAAGUGUGGGCCGCAUGAAGCCCCGCCUCCUCCCUCCCCGACAUGGCGGCGUUGAAGGUCGCCCUGGUGCCCUACAUUCUCCCCGAGUACUGCUACGAUGAGCUCGUCGUCAACCUCAACCUCCUGCACGGCCUGGCCUUCCUCUUCACCUACUUCGCCCUCCUGUCCUUCCUGCUCUCUCCGGUUACGCCGCCGGCGGUCGUGACUACGCUUCAGGUGUCCAACAUGCCCACUGCCGCCACAAGCAGGCUCCUACAAGCAGCCACCAAUUACCGUAACGGCCACACAGGGCAGCUCUCGGCCAUCACGACCUUCCUGCUCUUCGCGGGAUCCUUGGCACGGAUCUUCACGUCCAUCCAGGAGACGGGGGAUCUCCUAAUGGUGCUGACGUACGUCGUCUCCCUGGCCUGCCACAGCCUCAUUUUGGGACAGGUGCUGUACUACUGGAACGCUACGGGCAGGCUCAAGGAAGAGUGACCGGGCCUGCUGCACGCCCACCCUCACCCGCGGGGCGGCCAUGCCCGCCGGCUGACCUCAAGGAUGCCCGCUACCCACCCUCCUUUCCUGCAUUCUGAGCCCAGGGAAGGGGCUCCCAGGGGAGUUUUUAAUGCCCCACGCAGCGCAGUGGAGCUUCAGCCAGGGCUGCUGGCUUUCUUUCAUUUGGGGGGUGUAGGGGAUGGGAAGGGGGUUCUUUCCUCGCUAACCCCCCCUUUUUGAAAACAAAGAAGCUGCAACCGAUUGGUUCCUUGUCUUGCCCUUCUUCCUCUCCCUUGCAAAGCACAACAGCUCCCCCCUCCCAAGGAAGUUUCUGCCCCCUCUCCUUGCCCUGGGGUGGGUGGGUGUGGAACAUGGGCCUCUUGGCAGGCUAAAUUGGGGUGAUUAGGGAGAGAAGCCGCCCUCCCCCUUCAGGGAGGGAGGGCAGGUGACUCAACACAGCUGCCUGGGGGAGGGGGGGGGAGCAUGGAUUCAAGCCAUCCGAAAAAGGCAGCCCAGG
Messenger RNA from Thamnophis sirtalis, 1000 nucleotides. Lineage: Eukaryota; Metazoa; Chordata; Lepidosauria; Squamata; Natricidae. The record is from RefSeq and is a predicted model, not a curated record.